This is a messenger RNA of Aedes aegypti (yellow fever mosquito), 3862 nucleotides long. RefSeq names its product LIM domain-containing protein jub (gene jub). Gene Ontology annotation, molecular function: transcription corepressor activity. The record is from RefSeq and is a predicted model, not a curated record. Lineage: Eukaryota; Metazoa; Arthropoda; Insecta; Diptera; Culicidae. Gene Ontology annotation, cellular component: adherens junction; nucleus; transcription regulator complex. Bases 969 to 3260 code for a protein of 763 amino acids. The transcript is spliced from 6 exons. Gene Ontology annotation, biological process: negative regulation of hippo signaling; positive regulation of miRNA-mediated gene silencing; response to hypoxia.
AUACAUCUCUGUAUGCUUCCCGUAGUGUUGAUCCGAAAAUCGAAAACGGAUUCCCAUCGGAGCAGAUAGUUCUCCACCCUUUUGGCGAAAAUAAGUCAACUUUUCACACAAAAUUCCACCGAAACGUGAUGCCGUGGAUUGGUGUUAGCCGUUAGUCCACCGGGCGAUAGUUGGUGAUCCGGAAAAAGGUUCGAUUAAGGUGAUAGUGGACGCAUUUUAAAACUCGCCAGUGAGCUCAACAAAGACUGAUUCAUUCACAUCAUUACGGAGAAGAGGCCACUCAGUGGCCAGGUGAGAGAGCGAGAGGGCAGCACAAGGUGCGAUAGAUUCGAAAGAGGUGUCUUCUCCGGUGCUUUGAGUAACAUCUUCGCCAGUCGUAGGCUCGCCUUGCAUACAUGCUCGUGUAUGGUGUAUGAUGGUAUGCUUCUAGCAGCAGAAAAAAGGUACCAUCAGGCAGGAAAGAAACGGACGAGUGAGAGAGGUCAAGGGAAAACAAAAUUGCCCUCUUCUUCCGUACGGGGCUUCAUGUGCCGUAUAAUACACCUUUGAGUCCGAUCCCCAUUGAUGGGUGUUUCGUCGCUGUGAACGGUGCCGUCACCCUAUUAACACACUGAAAAGGUGCUCCGCGGAGGUUGUAGGAAGCGUGUGUGUUGGUGCAAAAACAGUGAAAGCAUCAGCUUUAAGCGAAGGAAUUAUUUUGAAGAUUUCAGCGGCUGACGUGAAGUCGAUACCAGAUUAUGAGAAUAUUCGAAAUUUUACGAUGAGGCUCUGAGUGAUUCACGAGUUUGAAUCAGCCCCCGGUAGAUAGUGAGCCCUGCUAUCUGCUGUUGCAGUUGAAGGCCUUUGUGAUAGUCCGAUUUAUCAGUAUUCUGAAAGAACAACAAAAGACAUCAUUAGCGAGAAGAAGCAAACAGAGAGAGGCUAUAUUAGUAUCGAUUUUCAUAGGAAACAACACCGCAAUCGCAAUCAUGUCCAAUCACAUCCACACACAGUCCACCGAUGCAGCGUUGAUCGCCAGAAUGCAUCAGAUGAGGCUGGAUGGGGACGGCUCGGGUGCAGGACAACCCAGAAUGGCCCAUCCCCAGCAGUCGAUGAUGUCGGAUGGGAUGUCCAGGGGUAGCCAACAUCUUGCACAGAUGCAGAUGGAAAGCCACUACGUCCCAGUUUCGACGGCCAUCGGGUCCGGGAAUGUUGUGCUAAUGAACGAUCCCCGUAUGUAUCAAGGUCAGAUGCUGGCUUCAACAGCUGGUCGAAAACCAGGAGACAUUGCGCAUGUUGGCUACUACAGAGUUAGCAACAGCCCCACCCAUUCGCUUGGAGGCUCAUCUCAUCACUCGGGCGGUGGCAGUCCACGCGCUAGCGGACAGCUACAACAUCCUCAGCAAUACUACGACCCGCGGUAUCAAGCCGUUUACGAGAACAUAGACUACUAUCCUCCUGCUCAACCUCAACAGAUAGACGCGCUCAUGUACGAAAGAAAAUUUGAAUCCAACAACGUCAAAGCUCAGCCUCAAGUUCCUGUUGGAUCAGGAAUGUCCCAUCUACCACCUAACGGUAAUGCCGGUCGCUACGCUCACACUCCUCAGCCACCAGAACUUCAUGAACAGCCUCCCAUCUACGAGAACCUCCAAACAGCAUCCGGACAGCAGGCUCAACCUCAAGCUACCAAGGCUUCCGCGCAAAUCUACUACCACCGAAAUGACACCAGUAGUCCUCAGGUCCCUCACAAUCCACAUUAUCAACUCCCCGAACUUCCCAUAUACGAAACAACCGUUGUCAACCCCAGUGCAAACUCCAGGUACGUCACCGCAGGUCAAGGACCACCGCCAGGACCAUACCAUCAUUCGCCGAGCAACAGCAACGUCUCCCUCAAAAUCGCCCAGCAACCACAGCCCGUGCACUUGCCCAACGUCAAAUACCAAGCCACCGGAGUCCCACUCUCCGCAGCUAUCCCCAAUGACUACCAAAAGUCUCCCAAGCACACGUCAGCCCCAUCACUGCCACCAAAAUCAGCCGACGCCAUCAAGUACCAACAGCAAGGUGCGAAAACUAAUUCCCCAUCGCGCAGCAGCUCCAUAUCCGGUUCCAGCUCGUUGAACAAGUCCUUCAUCGAGGACAUCAACGGGUCGGACUACGUGUGCAUGACCGGCGGAAACAAGUACCAACACCAGCAGCAGUACUCCACAUCCAGCCAAUCGUCACACCACCAAUACACCGCAAAACCUCCGACAACGAUCGCAUCCUCAUCCGCCGGAAGUGCCACGACGCCGUCAGGUGGCCCCGUCACCAGCAGACCUUCCCCAAAUCCUCCCCCGACAUCGCAGCCUUCCGCCGGACCACCACCCGGCAGCAAACCGAACAGCGCGCAGAGCUCCUUCUCCGGCGGCCCGGCGCCACAGAGCCGUGCGCCUUCCGCAGUUUCGCCAACGCCAUCGCAACUUAGCACCGGAAGCGGUUCCGGCAAACGGUUAACGAAGAACCUCCUGCCGUACAACGUGACACCGCCGCGCCCUACCGGACCGACCGAGGCGGAGCGGAAGAUCGAGGAGCUCACCCGGCAGCUGGAGGAGGAGAUGGAGAAGAACGAAGAGCAGGGAGAGUACUUCGGCAUCUGCCACACCUGCAAGGAGAAGGUAACCGGUGCCGGAGCGGCCUGCCAAGCCAUGGGCAACCUCUACCACACCAACUGCUUCAUCUGCUGCUCCUGUGGGCGUGCCCUCCGGGGAAAGGCCUUCUACAACGUGCACGGCCGGGUCUACUGCGAGGAAGACUACAUGGUAAAUUACUCCGGCUUCCAGCAGACGGCGGAAAAGUGUGCAAUCUGCGGACACCUUAUCAUGGAAAUGAUCCUGCAGGCGAUGGGAAAAUCGUACCAUCCGGGUUGCUUCCGGUGCUGCGUGUGCAACGAGUGCCUGGACGGUGUUCCGUUCACGGUGGAUGUGGAUAACAAGAUCUACUGCGUCAACGAUUACCACAGCAUGUUCGCGCCGAAGUGUGCCAGCUGUGGCAAAGGAAUCACCCCGGUCGAGGGAACGGAGGAAACGGUCCGGGUGGUCGCCAUGGACAAGGACUUCCACGUGGAUUGCUACAUCUGCGAAGAGUGCGGCAUGCAGCUAACGGACGAACCGGACAAACGGUGCUACCCGUACGAAGGCAGACUCAUGUGCCGAUCGUGUCACAUACAGAAAAUUUCCAUACAGGACAUGCAGCACGGUCGGAUUGUGGAACCGGUCUGCGCCACGUACCAGUACAUGGCAUAAAUAGCUAUUUUGAAUUUAUACGUAACGCGUACACUCCUCAAAAUCAAUUAUACAUUUUACCCGGCGGGCUGGAAACUUAUCAAGAAGUAUGUACGUUGAAAAGCGGCAAUCGCAUUUACAAAUCGUAGAAUGAAGUAAGUGUGCGGAACACUGCCAAAAACCGCGGGAUAAUACCUAGGAGAUCGAUCAAAAGAUUAUACAUUUCCAAAUGGCAGCUGCCAAUCUUAAGGCAGCUGUCGAAAGUCAAUAUUAUUGUGCAAAUUUCCUUCCCAUUAUUUAAUCAUCGUCGUUAUCAUCCAACUUACAGUCUAUGCUAUAUAUUGACCUAGCCGUAUGUUCCAUCACGUAACGUAUUGGAAACCGCGAGAAUUAUGCAUAAAAAUACUUGAUACUCACGAGAACUUCAAAAAAGAUACAUUCCAUCAAACCGCCACGGUGUCUGCUCUAUAGUAUAUUACAGGUAAGUAGUGGUGGCAAAACUCCAGAUUCGCGAUAGAACGCCAUUUUAUCGGCAGCUUAAUCCAUUUGUUGCAGAACGUGCGAACAAAACACGAAUUGAUAUGAUACAUGACUAUUACAAUAUAAACGAAUAUGAUUAUUAU